UUCUGAAAAGAACUUUCCAGGGACUCAUUUCAUCUUGGGGGGGCCUUGUACUCUUGUCCCCACGUGUGAAAGGUGGAAUGAUUGACACAGGAAUAUACCCAACUGAAAGAUUAAAGAAUUGAAGGUGUGGUAGUUAAUUAUACAAUUUCUUUAUUGGUAUGGUACUAACCUGUCGAGUUUUCUAUGGUUUUUAUGAUUAGCUGUUGUCCUUGUUACUAUGAUAAGGAUGGCGGCUGUUGCUGGGAUCUCUUGAAAAUGGUUUUUGUCUCCGUUUUGGGUGGUAUAUGAUUGAGGCCUCAGCUCAAGUCCCUCUCUCUCUCUCUCUCUCUCUCUCUCUCUCAGUAGAGGGAAAAACCAUACUUUUCCUGGGAUUUUCAGAUUCUGAGGCAGAAAAGAAAAAAGAAGAUGGCUGCUUAUUACCCAAGUGUAAGCAAUCAAAGAGACAUCUUGCCAGUUCCAUAUCUAAGGGACCAUAAACAGGAUCUCGAUCCCGAACCACCCUAUCCGCCAACUAAUCUGAUGUAUAUGAACCAAUACACAUCUGCUGCAUCCUUUCAGGAUCUCUUCUCUGGGGCUUCUCCCUCUCUUUAUGAUCCAUCUGUUGGAGCCAAAGAUGAGCUGGAAUUCAUCCCGCCAACAAGUGGAAGAACGUCGGUCCAAAUUGCUGGCGGGGAACAAAAUUUAAGGUGUCAAGAAUUAUCUCUCAGCCUUGGGAUGCAGUUAACUUCUGGCGUUCACGUGCCUUCAUUCGGUUACCAAUAUGCAGACUCAGAUAAUACAUACAGUACAAUCAAGUUUGGUGAUUUGACUAGCCCUUAUGGUGCUAUGGGCACGAAUGACAUGCAUUUUAGUUCCAAUAUAUGUGAGCCAUCAGGUGUUGGUAGCACAACUUGUAACUCCAAAUAUCUCAAGGCGGCACAGCAAUUGCUCAAUGAGGUAGUUAAUGUUCAAGAAGCUAUGAAACAGUUCGAGACGAACAAACACAAGGAUUCCUAUGACAUGAAGAUGAAUGGGAGUUCUUCCGAUCCACAAGAGUCGACUGCCAAGUGCUCUCCAGAAAUUUCACCAUCGGAACGACAGGAUAUGCAGAACAACCUAUCAAAACUUAUGUCCAUGUUGGAGGAGGUUGAAACAAGAUACAGAGAAUAUCACCAUCAGAUGCAGAUUUUGGUAUCAACUUUCGAAAUGGUAUCAGGGCAUGGCGCUGCUAUACCCUACACAUUACUUGCGCUCAAAACAAUCUCCCGCCACUUUCGUAGUUUGCAUGAUGCAAUCAACAGUCAGAUUAAAGCGAUCCAGAUAAAGUUAGGGGAUCAAGAUUCUGCUCAAAGGGUAUUACCUCGUCUCCGCUUUGUGGAACAGAAGCUCAGGCAACAAAAGCAGUUUGGUAUUAUGAGACAUUCUUGGAGACCACAAAGAGGGCUUCCAGAAAGUUCCGUUUCUAUUCUUCGUGCUUGGCUGUUUGAGCAUUUCCUUCACCCUUACCCAAAGGAGUCUGAGAAAGUUACGCUUGCAAAGAAGACAGGACUUAGCAGAAGACAGGUUGCAAACUGGUUUAUAAAUGCACGGGUGCGUCUCUGGAAACCCAUGGUAGAGGAGAUGUACAAAGAAGAAUUCAGUGAGGUGGACUUCAAAUUUUCACCCGAACUCUUAACCAAAGCAGCAACAGAUAAAUCAUGGCCACCGGAAGAUAUGGGGGACGAGUUGCAUGAUUUUGUGGUAUGAGAGGUGCAUGCUUUUCUGCUAUGUUGUGAAUAUUAUCCAAUCUUCUUGUGAGGAGGAAUAGGAAGAAAAUAAAGAAGGCAGAAAGGUUCUUUGCCACUCAUUUUACUUGUUAGCUCAUUGGAAAAGGGAGGAGAAAGGAGUACUGUAAAUAUGAAUGUUGACAUGGGUUUAAACCAUUUGUAGACUGAUUCCAAGCAAAAUGGAUUCUUUGUAUAGAUACAAUAGGUAUACGUCUCUGUAAUAUUCGUCGAAUAAUGAAAUUCGUACACUUGAAAAUGUGUGAGAUUGAUGUAUGAUCUCUUUUGAAAUA
Messenger RNA from Rhododendron vialii, 2035 nucleotides. RefSeq names its product BEL1-like homeodomain protein 3. Gene Ontology annotation, biological process: regulation of transcription by RNA polymerase II. NCBI's taxonomy places the organism in Eukaryota, Viridiplantae, Streptophyta, Magnoliopsida, Ericales, Ericaceae. The record is from RefSeq and is a predicted model, not a curated record. The transcript has 5 exons. Gene Ontology annotation, molecular function: RNA polymerase II cis-regulatory region sequence-specific DNA binding; DNA-binding transcription factor activity, RNA polymerase II-specific. Bases 406 to 1725 code for a protein of 439 amino acids.